GCUACCGUUAACAUUUGGAAGAUCUUCUGUAAUAGCGGUGUGCCUUUCAAAUAUAACCACAUUCAAUAUCUAUCACACGCAACUCAUGAAGAAGUCCUUGGCCCUUUGUUCAAAAUACUAUAUAUCACUUCGAAGUCAGAUCACAAAAUCCUCGAAUUAGACGAUCAAAAUGAAGAAUUAAUCACGUGGCUCGAAGUCCUUAGUAAUCUAAAUGACCACUUAACAAAUGAGUUUAAGCAUCAUUUGAGAGCAUUCAUGGAUAAAAUUGACGCAUCUCAAUUUAAGAACAAUAAGAGAAGACCAAUUGAUAAAAGCAGAGGAAUAGUGUACUCGUCAAUAAUUCCAAUAGGACUAAUUUUCAUGCUUAAUAAAACUAAGAAAAAUUUUAUAGACCAGAAAUUCCUCAAUAUCCCAUGGAAUAAUUUAACUCUUAUUCCCGGAUUGACCUUAUUUUCUAAGGAAGAUAACAAGGAACUUCGCCUGUUCUUUCGUAAUCAACAAACUCCAGCUACGAGAUUAAAGAAUUCAUUGGUUCUUAAAAUGAGAUCUCUCGAAGAAAAACUUCAACAGGCUAUCUUUAUUUUAUUAACUGAUAUGCCAAAUGAAUACACUCUUAAGGAUGGCCAUUAA
Messenger RNA from Acaulospora morrowiae, 630 nucleotides. The record is from the annotation of a GenBank genome assembly. Lineage: Eukaryota; Fungi; Glomeromycota; Glomeromycetes; Diversisporales; Acaulosporaceae.